This is a messenger RNA of Diorhabda carinulata, 2573 nucleotides long. RefSeq lists its product as uncharacterized. The record is from RefSeq and is a predicted model, not a curated record. The transcript has 2 exons. Lineage: Eukaryota; Metazoa; Arthropoda; Insecta; Coleoptera; Chrysomelidae. Bases 203 to 1048 code for a protein of 281 amino acids.
UUUAACUUUUAGUAAUAUACAUCAUAAAAAUUAGAAUGUGUCUAAGAUAAGAAAGAUACCUGCUAGAUAAAAUGUACUCAUAACGUUUUAAUAUGUCAUUCAAAAGUACAUGUAUGCAUACGUGAAAUAAGAAUUGUUUGUUUAUAAACAUUCUCCUUUACUCUGACUGGAAUGCAAUAACAAUCGAUGAUAUCAUAUAACAAUGGUUUUAGAAACGUUCCAUGAAUUCUGCAAAAAUCUAUAUCAUUGUGCUGAGAAAUUAGAAAAUGAACUUAAAGGGAACAUCGACGAUUCCAAUGAAAUGAUAACAAAUAAAGAAACAAUAGAUGUUAAGUUACCUCUUCAAAAAGUAAAGGUUUACCACUACAGCGAAAUAAUAAAAUUAAUUAAACAUAUAGAAACUGAUUUAAAGAAAAUAUUAUAUCACGAGGAAUGCGUGAUUAAACUGGAAAAGACGAAAAAGUUAUCUGGAGAGGAGUUACAACACUAUUGUUCUACUGGAGAUGUCGAUGAACAAAACUCCAUCAAUGAUAAGUCUUUUGUUAGGCGGCAAAGGAGAAGAGCAGCUUCUGAGGUGUCUCUUUAUACUUUAAGUACGUGGGAGGCGUAUUUACAAAAAAAAUCAGAAGAGGAAAACAAUUUCAAAUCGGAAUCUGCGUCUGGAUUAGUGGAGAUUCCAAAAAGAAAUAAACCGAUGUCUAAAAGAAAAAAGAAAAAAUUCGUAUCUUCUACAUUUAACGAUAUCUUAGAAAUCGAUAGUCUUAAUAAAAGUGGUAUUAGUGAUACAUGUACAUCAAUUAUAGAAGAUGAUGAAUAUUUAGAUGACGAAGAGAUGAAUAAAAAAUUGAACAAAAAUUACAGUUGCAGCGAAAAUAAUUUAUUUGGGAAAACUAGAGACGUGAGAGAGGAAAAUUUAAGAUCAUAUGUUAGUGAAGCUCAUCUAGAAAGUACUAAACCGAAAAUAGUUGACAUUGUGGUGAGUAAUCUGAAUUUGAAAAUGGUCAAAAAUGAACAAAAAUAUUUAAGGAUAAAAAACGGUUUAUUUUGAUUUGCGGUAAUAGUACAAAACCUAUGAAGUUUUGGGUUAUAAAAAAGUACAAAUUUUGUAUCUUUCUUUUUUCCACAUAACUCCUCAAAAUUUUUUCGAUUAAAAUACUCGCAUUUGUUUUUUUUUACCUUAUUUUCACUUGUCAUCGAAAAAACGCGAUAAUUUUCAAUCCAAUUUUGAUAAACUUGAUCAUUAUAAUGGAUUUUAUAUUAUUAAUUAGAUUAAGAAGCAGGUAGAAUGCUUGUUGCCUUUUUUUGGUUGGUGUUGGGGCAAAACUCUUUAUAGUUCGGUCAAGUUAGAACAAAAAAUAAGAGUGAAGUUACAUAAACUCCCAUCAAGCUGAGAAUCAGUAAAAUUGUUUAAACUACAAUUGAUAAUAAAAUUUGAAUGUUCCUCAUCAUUUCCGUGUAUGGAAAAAAUUUUAUUCUUUAUUCAAGGUCAAAGAUUAAAAAACAGUUUGUCAUGAUUAUCAGCAAAACGGUAAGUUUUAUCAUGAAAAUACCUCAGACAAAAUUGUAGAUAGUAAAAUUAUCUACAAAAUACGUAUGAAUACUAUUUUCCUAUGAAGCACCGUUUCUGAGAUAUAACGAGUCAAAAAGUUGUAAAAGUUAUAAUAUUUCAAAUUUACUGUCGUAUUUAUAAUGAUUGCACGAUAAAUACCAAAGCUGCAGAACAACAUCGUCGAACUUUAGCAACAUCUUCGUCAUUUGAUAAUUUAUUUGAUGAACUUAUGACAGUUCCAACCAGUUACCAGAAAUUUCUUACAAAUACUCGCAACAAGUCUCGGUUCAUUUCAAUGUUGUAAGAAAGUUUACUGCUGAAAAUAUAUAAUAUAUUGGUGAAACCAUUAAAUACGACAAGUUUUUGAAUCAUUAUAUCUCAGAAACAGUGGCUUGUACGAAAAAAAAUAUUGAUACGUUUUUUGUAGAUAAUUUUAUAACCUACAAUUUUUGUCUGAGGUAUUUUCAUGAUAAAACUCACCGUUUAGCUGUAUAUUGCGUGAAACUAAUCUUUUUGACCUUUGACCUUGAAUAAAAUUUUUUCCAUACACGGAAAUCAUGGUGAACAUUCAAAUUCUAUGUUCAAUUGUAUUUUAAAGAAUUUUACUCUUUUAAUUAACCAAAAUAUGGAGGUGAAUCCACAUUAUAUGACUUCUAAUACUGUAACUAGCUUCUAGGAAAAUGCUCUCGACAACUUAAUAGCUUUAAAUAGUUUUAAAAGCAUUAAGCAGAAUACUCGAAUUGGAUAAAUCUCGCUAAUGUUGUUCUAAAGCCUCUUGAUAAAUUAUUAUUCUGGAAAUUACACAUAGUGUAAUAGUGCUUGUUUAUCACUCACACGGUGAAAACAACAGGUAUUAAAUGUAUGUAUUAUGAAAUUUAAUCAAUUUUUUUUUUCAUUUUCAGUAUAAAAAGAAGCCCAACGUAUUUGAUUGGAAUAAUGUUCGCAAUACUUUUUAUCCCGAUUCGGGUUGAUUGAAUCAAGUUGUAAAGGCAUUUUUUACAUUAAAUUAAAUUCAUUACUUAAA